AUGAAGUUCGCUCUCGUAACAUUCGCUCUCUUCAGUGUAGCACUGGCUGUGCCAAACUCGCAGUACGUCGCACGUGAGGCUCAACGAGGCCCCGUUCGGCCGCCCGGCAACACUUGCUCUAUCACAAAUGGCUGCAGAGUUGAGGGAACCACGUGCAUCUGCCCCUAG
Molecule: messenger RNA, 168 nt
Organism: Alternaria arborescens
Lineage: Eukaryota; Fungi; Ascomycota; Dothideomycetes; Pleosporales; Pleosporaceae
Exons: 2
Coding region: 1-168 (55 amino acids)
Source: RefSeq, a predicted model, not a curated record